AUGCCCCUGCAGCAGCAGCAGCAGCACAGCAGCAGCAGCAGCACAGCAGCAGCAGCAGCAAUACAAGCAACAGCAGCAUCAACACAUGCAACAACAAAGCAGCAGCGCAACAAGCAGCAGCACCAGCGAUGCUUCAACAGCUACGCAGCAAAACAUCCUGCAGCAGCAGCACUGCCGGCAGCAGCAUCAGAUACAACACCACAGGUAUGUGUCAGCAGCAGCAGCAGCAGCAGCAGCACGCAGCCCUGCCCUACGCUCCCCAAAUCGUCUUCGGAAGAGCAGCGGCAGCAGAGAAGCAACGGGUGCAGCAGCAGCAGCAGCAGCAGCAGUAACAGCAGCAGCAGCAGCAGCAGCAGCAGGCGGUGGUAUACCUGCAAGUGGGGUGUAUUGAUGUACGACGUUGAGUUCACAGAGAUAACUCAAAACGCCGAAAUGAUAAGGGGCUAG
Molecule: messenger RNA, 447 nt
Organism: Eimeria acervulina
Lineage: Eukaryota; Apicomplexa; Conoidasida; Eucoccidiorida; Eimeriidae
Exons: 1
Coding region: 1-447 (148 amino acids)
Source: RefSeq, a predicted model, not a curated record